Messenger RNA from Mytilus trossulus (common blue mussel), 1875 nucleotides. RefSeq lists its product as uncharacterized. Gene Ontology annotation, molecular function: zinc ion binding. The record is from RefSeq and is a predicted model, not a curated record. NCBI's taxonomy places the organism in Eukaryota, Metazoa, Mollusca, Bivalvia, Mytilida, Mytilidae. The coding region runs from base 62 to 1777 and encodes 571 amino acids. The transcript has 2 exons.
GUUAUGUGGAAAUUCCUAGUUUCGUUUUCACUUUGAUUAUCCAUCCCAGGCGAAAGUAAAUAUGGCUGAAGGAGGAUUUCAAGAUGGACUAAUUUGUAAUCCAUGCGACAUUAUGAAAAAAGAAAAUGUUCAUGCUACAUCUUGGUGCGAAAAUUGCAAUCAAGCAAUGUGUUCUAACUGCGUAAACCAUCAUAACGCAUUUAUAGGCACAAACCGUCAUACGGUGAUUCCUUUAGAAGAUAAAGGUAAAAUUCCAAAGUUCAUAUUAAGUCUUACACAGUUAUGUAAAGAACAUGACAAAGUAAGCGAAUUUUAUUGCAACUGUCACGAUCGUCCUUGCUGUGUUCAAUGUGUAACAGAUUUCCACCAGCAGUGUUCAAAAGUUGUUCCUUUUGUAGACAUCUUAGAAGAGGCAAAAACGUCAACUGCUUUAAAUCAAGUGGAGCAGUCAGUGUCGGAUACACUAAAAACUAUAAAUGAAAUAACUAUAAAUAGACGAGAGAGCAUCAAUGCUCUAGAUGAACAAAAACAAAUAGCAUUAAAAAAGGGGGAAUCCUUUCGUAAGAAAAUCGAUCUCUUUCUUGACAGGGUACAUGAUACAUUCACCAAAGAUGUCCAAAGUGUACAUGCUAAGCAAGUGAAAGAGAUUGAGGAAGAAAUCUACAUCCUUGCACAGAAAGGAGUCAAAAUCCAAGAGAUCGAGGAAGAAAUUGGCCGCAUGAAGCAGUUUUCAACAAAUCGGCAGACAUUUUUCGGCAUCCGUCAUUUUGAUGAAAUGCUUUCGAAAGAAAUAAGUGACAUUUUAAAAGCAUAUGAAAAGGGAACAAUCAAAGAAACAGAGAUAGAAAUCAAACUAACCGAAAAACUGAACGAUUGUAUAUCCACUGUAGAUACUAUAGCAGAUGUCUCAGUUCAAACACGAACCAGACAACACGAGUUCCUGAAGUCAGGAAAAGGUCAUUUGACGAUUUCUGUAACCGAAAAUAUCGAUAGAAUCCGCCUUGAACUCAAGAAAGAGAUCGUUAUACCACCUAGCCAUAUUGGUAAUACUGAAAUAAAAAGAUGUUUAAUUUUGUCUGAUGGUAAGCUUUUAUUCCUCGAUUUUUCCGAUAACAUGAGAUUAGUAGUUCUCGAUUCAGAAGGAAACCGCCAUAAAGAUGUAAAAUUUCCGGUAAAACCAUUUGAUAUAGAUAUGAUAAGUGAUAAGAAAAUAGCAGUUUCAUUGCCAAAAUUGAAAAGAAUAGAUAUUUAUGAAUCCAAAACAUUUAAUUAUGAAAAAUGUAUUGGACCACUAAACACAAAAUGUUAUGACAUUUCAUUUGUCAGCAACAAUAAUUUGGCAGUGAGAACUGAAAAGGAAAUAGUUAUUUUAGAUCACAGAGUGUGCGCAAGAAUUAAAUCUAUAUCCCUUUCGAAAUUUCUUGGAAGAGAAAUAAGUUACCUGAAAUAUCAUAAGGACAAAUUGUUUUUCAUAACCGAUAAAUGCCAAAUACAUUGCUGUGAUAUUGAUGGAGACAAAAUAUGGACGUUUGCAUCGGAAGAUCUUAAUGACGCACGAGGUCUUAGCACAGAUUCAAAUGGCAAUGUUUACACUGUAGAUCAUCAAAACGGUUGCGUUGUUGUUAUAUCUGCCGACGGUAAGAAGAGUAAACUUCUUCCGAGCGUUUUGUUUUUGAAAGAUUUGUAUUAUGAUAGAGAGAGAAAAAAACUACUUGUGAUGUUAGAUUCAAACAAUGAAAAUAACAUAUCGUCCGCAUUACUUUAUAAUGUGAAGUGAAAAAUAUAGAGUCAAAAGUGUAGACGACAUUGUCAUAUCCCAUAAACUUUGUGGAUACUGUAAUAAAAAACAUAUUUUGUGUAAAUGUAAAUGUUUUA